AUGGGUUUUGGGGCAAUCACAUCGGCCGGCAAGAUGCCCCUGAUUUUCUUGGAGAAAGAGGUCAAGUUGGAUAGCAAGACCUACUUAAAAGGCGGGUUGGAGAAGGAGGUCCAAAGUGGUACAGGACUGGUGUGCAACACACUUCACAGACUUCAUCUCGCCGGACGAUUGGCCCCAAACAGUCCAGGCCCAAAUGCAAUGGAAUACUCCAUGUUGUCAGUUCUUAAGGAGAAAGCCUGCUCCACUAGGCGUAGAAGUUUGGAUGCUCUACGUGCAACCCUCGUUGAAGCAUAG
Molecule: messenger RNA, 294 nt
Organism: Haemonchus placei
Lineage: Eukaryota; Metazoa; Nematoda; Chromadorea; Rhabditida; Trichostrongylidae
Source: the annotation of a GenBank genome assembly